This is a messenger RNA of Brettanomyces bruxellensis, 1746 nucleotides long. RefSeq lists its product as uncharacterized. The coding region runs from base 1 to 1746 and encodes 581 amino acids. NCBI's taxonomy places the organism in Eukaryota, Fungi, Ascomycota, Pichiomycetes, Pichiales, Pichiaceae. Gene Ontology annotation, molecular function: protein binding; protein-lysine N-methyltransferase activity. The record is from RefSeq and is a predicted model, not a curated record. Gene Ontology annotation, biological process: peptidyl-lysine monomethylation. The transcript has a single exon. Gene Ontology annotation, cellular component: nucleus.
AUGAGCCAAGAACUUCAAGAUUUACUGGAAUGGGCCAAAAAUAGUAAAAUAUUUGUGGAUCCCAGGAUAAGGUUUCAGAUCACUAGUGAUAGAGGAGUCAUUUGUGUGGCAAAAGAAGAUAUUAAGAACGGAAAAGACUUAAUCAAGGUUCCAAAGGAUAUAGCUUUAACACCAACACUGGCUGCAUCCUUUUUUGGGGAUGACUGGACAUCUUCUCAUGAUCGAAAUCAGCAGCUACAACUUUUCUUGGCAAGACUAAAAUUUAAUGACGAAGACACUUUUGUGGACGGCGUCAAUAUUUCAAAGAAAAUGGCACCAUACAUAAACUUUCUUCCAUCGAAUGGUAGAGAUACAGGACUACCAUACUUCUGGACUGAAGAGGAAAAAUAUUUACUUAGUGGGACCGAUGCCGAGGUAUUUCUCAAGAGAUUCAUGGAUGAGAUAGUAGAAGAAUGGCAUUCAGCCGUUACAGGUUUAAAGAGCGUUACGAUGCCAAAUGAUAUGGAGAGCUUUUAUCAGAAUUAUAAAAAGGGUAACUACAACAAGGGUAUGGCAUACUUUCUAGAACAGAAAAUGACAUGGACAAGCUUUCAGGCUUAUUUAUGGGCACAUUGUAUUCUGGCUUCACGUGCGUUCCCUUUCGUCUUGUUCGAUCCUUCAAAUAAGCUUCAUAAAGCAUUUCUUGUACCGGUGAUAGAUUUAUUAAAUCAUAAAAAUGCCACACCAGUUCGUUGGUAUACUUCGGAUCAACAACAAAUGGUUUUCAGCUCAUUGGAAGAUCCUUCGAAUAUGAAGAAAGGACUCGAGCUGUUCAAUAAUUAUGGCGAUAAACCAAAUUAUGCCAUACUCCUAGGCUAUGGAUUUGUGAUACCGGAUAACAAGUUCGAUAUUACGACCCUAUCUUUGAAGGUUCCCGAAAAUUAUAUAGAGGCAGCAAAGAAAUUUGGUGUCAAAUUACCAGAUGAUGCAUCGGCUGAAGGUAUUAAUUUUGUGUUGACAAAGAAGUACCCACUCCCGGAAAAUCUUAUUGAUUUCUUUGCAUUCCUAGUCAGAUUAACAAGCGAAAACAACAUAUAUACCACCAGAAUGCUAAUAGAGGGAAUAGCUAACUUGCGAGCCAUAUUGGGAACAAAGGUGAAUGCCUUCAAGAAAUUCAAAAUGACAACUGAUAGAAGAGUUGCACCAUCGGUUGCCAGAAUGGUCAAAGUAUACAGAAAUUUGCAAAAGGCUAUUUUUCUUGAGGCACAGCAAGCAACUAUUAUAUUGGAAAAGAAUAUGCUAAAGAAAUACCAUGCAUUAUCUUUUAAAAGAAUACUAACGAGAGACAAAGUGUUUUUCAAUUCUCUUCUUUUAACCUUUGGUGUGUCUAAUUAUAAUGAUCUUGUUGCGAAGAAGAUUCUUGAUCAGGCGGUACUAUUAUGGAUUGUAAGGAAUGCUAACAAGAAUGAUUACAAAGAUUUAGACCCACUAUUAUUCCCUGAAUUUAUAUAUGAAGAGUUUCAAAACGUGAAAAAGAAUGUUGCAAUAACGGAACAAGAUGUACUUGAAUUUAGGAGUAUAUAUAAGUCACUAUUUCCAGCUCUCAGUCAGAUGAUCCCCGAGGUGUAUAAUGUUGGAGAUUGGACUCCAAGAAACUUCAUUGUCGCCGGUACUGUUUCAGACAGAUUGACUUUCAAAAGACCAACGAACAAUGAAGUAUUCUUUCUCAAAAAGGAAGAGGCCAAGACAGGCUUUGGUGGAAAAUAA